ACAGUGACUAAACUUCCUGCUUGUCGGUGAAGUGUUCGUGAUUCCCCAAUAAUCUGUCCAUUUUGAAGGAGAGAGAUUAUUAAGCUAAUAACAAGACUGGCAAGUUCGAGUGAGCGAUUUCCUGUUUCGAUAGAAUUUGUAAUUGUAAUAACGCUGAUCGGCGAUUCUCAGGAGGACCAGUUGGGGGAAAAAGCUUGACGUCAACUAUUCAUAAUGACGCACGGAUGUACAGUGAAUUAAUGUGCGAAAUUCGGGUGUGACUCAGGACCCCCCACCCGCCAUCGCCAUGCCCCCGGCCCUUGCGCGUCAGGUGUUCCUCCCGACGGGGUGGCGCCCGCACCGUCACCGUCAGCCGCCCCAGCGCAGAGGAGUCUUCUGUCUGAGUGUAUCCAUCGGCGUCCUGCUCCUGAUUCCGUGGGCGUCGCAGUCGAGGCACCCUCAGAGCGCCCACGCCCUUGCCAGCGUGGGCGUGGUCCUCGCCCUCGUCACCUCUACUCUUCUGCUGUACGGGCGCCAAGGAAUCAUGUCCGUCCAAAAAUAUGCGACAGGUGAGGAAGACGCCCCCGUCGGGUUGAAAUUCGUGAGGCGCGUCCUCGCCCGCGCCAGGACCAAGUUCCUGGGAUUCGAGGAGCUCUACAUGAAAAUGAAGAAUUUGUCGGUUUUGGUCAACCAGGUGGUAUUCUUCAGUCUGUGCGAACGCCUGAUGCUGGCCAAUCAGAGGACGUCCAGUCUCUACACUCUCAUGUUCUUCAAUGUCACUGCGUACUGCGUAGCCUAUAUCAAGGAGCUGAUCGAACGGGAGGACUGGAGUAUGUAUGUCAACAUCGCCCGCACGUCGAACGUCCGCCACCUGGCCCUGUCCGCCACCAAGAUCGUGCUGGAGUGGACCAAGGCCGUCACCUUCAUCAUCACCGUGGUGUUCAUGCUCCUCGUCUUCGGGCUGGAGAAGGGGCUCAAGAACUACACCCCGACGACCACUUACCUCGUCGUCACCGGGUUGUACUUCCUCGUCACGGAAAAGGUGUUCAUGGACAUAGUCGCCUCGUGGCUGGAGAACAGGAGGUUCGACUACUUCGAGAGCCUGGAGAGUUUCUACGUGCCUGCGCUCAUCCUCCUGCUGCAGCUCUCCUCGUCGGCGCUCUUGACGGGGCUCUGCGUGUUCACCGGGAACCUCAGACUCGUCUUCCUGUCGGCCUUCACGAAUAUCAGAAUCAAGUAUCGAGAACUCCAGGAGGGUUACAUCAAGCCCCUUCGACACGAACUGGAGGCGCUCGAGCUCUACCGCGUCGCCACGCACUCGGAGCUGGCGAACCACGACGACGUGUGUGCCAUCUGCCUGACGCCCAUGACCUGCGCGCGCAUCACGCCCUGCCAACACUUCUUCCACGCGGACUGCUUGCGGCGGUGUCUCAAGGGAAGCAAUAAGUGUCCCAUUUGUCAGUAUCAUUUUUUGUGAUCCUACGAUACUCUAUUCUCGCUUCAAAAUUGUUGAUUUCCGAUGCUUCUCUUGUCUUUCUCUGCUCUGUACUUCUGUUUAUAGGGUUCCUAUCUCCAUGAGACAUGUGAUAACUAGAUGUAUAGAAACAAUGUCUUCUGAAUAUUAAGAGGUGUCAGUUGCAAGAAGAGAAGUUAAUACGUAUUAAUAGGUAAGGUAUACAUCUAAUUAAGUUAUAUUCAGAAAAAUAAUUGUGUGAUUUUAUAGGAAUUCACACUCUGUAACCGCUAUCACUUUAAUAGAUAAGGAAAAAUGACAAAAGGUUUUCUUUUCGAAAUUAUUUUUGAAUUAGACUAAAUUGUCUGAUAUACGGAUAUAUAAAAAUACAUAUCUAGAUUAAA
This is a messenger RNA of Penaeus chinensis, 1836 nucleotides long. Its product is annotated as protein TRC8 homolog. NCBI's taxonomy places the organism in Eukaryota, Metazoa, Arthropoda, Malacostraca, Decapoda, Penaeidae. The coding region runs from base 287 to 1456 and encodes 389 amino acids. The transcript is spliced from 6 exons. Gene Ontology annotation, cellular component: endomembrane system. The record is from RefSeq and is a predicted model, not a curated record. Gene Ontology annotation, molecular function: ubiquitin protein ligase activity.